GCAGGGGGGAGGGGUAAACCCCUCCCCGAGCGGGGAUAGUGGACGAUAGAAGAGGAAACGUUCUUAACCGCUCACGCCUGGAGGGCUGGUGGGAUUUGGGCCCAGUCACGCGGCUCAAUCGGUGUCGCUUUUCAGACGCCGAGAUCGCCGAGUUCGACGACCUUUGGGGCGCGGAGAAGUGGACGGUGAGCCAUGUUGCAGAAUUACGGAAGAAAGUUGCGGAGAGCGUGGGUCCACCUGUCACGCCCGAGGUGGCGACGUUGGACCUCAUGAGGGUGAGGAUGCCAGCAAUUCGAACGACACGGGGCCCAGAGUGGAUUCAGUGGGCAGCGAAUUGCCGCGAUGCGUUUCGCAGUAUGGCGAUUCGACUCGAGUGGCCUCGCAAGACGGAGCACUUCAAGUUCACGUUCGCAAAGCAAAGGCCUUGUGUGUUGGCCAUGACCAGGCUUGAGGUCGCGAUGGAUGUGGAGCCUAUUUUGGAUGGGCCCGAUUGGCAUGAACGCGAUUUGGUUGUGUGGGAGCACAGCUUUGUCCUCAUGUUUGCCGACGUGCGUUGCAGCGACACGGGUGACUUCGACGGUGCCACUCCUUCGUUCUUGCCAGAUGUUUUCAUGGGGCCGUCUGGGUUCCUGAGUUCCGAUGCGGACUGGAUGUCGUUGGCGGAAGCCAAGCGUGCUUUGCCAUGCGAGCAGGGGGCGCGCGUCGACCGCCGAAACGGCGAGGUCGACGCAGUCCCCGGAGCAGUGGCACCAGAGCCAUGGAUGGAGGAAAUGUUCAUGUGGGACUACCUGGCCAACGGCGAUACCGGUGGAGACGACUCCACCUUAGGGCCCCGACGGGGAAGUCGGAAAAAGGACAACAGCGAUGAUGAGAGUUCUUCCUCUGAUAUUUCCGAGGGGUCGUGGGUAGACGAGUUCGACGCCAUGGCGUUGCUAGGGGCAAGCGUGUGGACUUGGAGGCUGAGGUGGACAAGGGCAAGGACCACUUCGGGUGGCAGAUGCGCGGAGGCAAAUGGACCAUGAAGCAUGUUGGAGUGCCGUAUGACAGUUUCAGGGCCUUGGCGAAGACGAUGGAAGCGAGGUCCUUUUGUCUGUGCUACGGCCUGCGCAAGUCAGCGACUUUCGGAAUAAAUGCGUACGGAGACGAGAAUUGCUUGGCCUUGUGCCAGGCUUGGGUUGAAACAGUGUUGUGGUGGUGGAACUGUUGGCAAGCUCAUGGUGGCCGGCCUGGCCACAGAUUCACGCCUGGCGACCGUGCUGGAUUCGUGGAGCCCGUCGGUAUAGCGGACUUGUACCGAGAUGGCUCGCCGGCGCUACGCAAGCGCAUAGAUGCUAUCAGGCUGAUCGCACCAGCAGGCAUUCAGAAAUAGGACAAUACACCGGAAACCUUACA
This is a messenger RNA of Prorocentrum cordatum, 1392 nucleotides long. The record is from the annotation of a GenBank genome assembly. NCBI's taxonomy places the organism in Eukaryota, Dinophyceae, Prorocentrales, Prorocentraceae.